Molecule: messenger RNA, 2229 nt
Organism: Magnusiomyces paraingens
Lineage: Eukaryota; Fungi; Ascomycota; Dipodascomycetes; Dipodascales; Dipodascaceae
Exons: 1
Coding region: 1-2229 (742 amino acids)
Source: RefSeq, a predicted model, not a curated record
AUGCCUCUCCUGCCAUACGACAACAACAUGGAAAACUGGCUUAAUAGUUUUAAAGAGUACCUUGACUCCCGCAUGCCCGGGCUCAAGAGCUUUGUUUUUGAUGAUUUUGUUGAUCCUCGUGUUCCUGACCUUCGAGUCAAGCUCCAAGCCGAAUAUGCCAAAAUUCUUAAUGAAAUGGAGCAGGCCCCUACUAUCAACAAAACAGUUGCUCCAGUUCUUCGGCGUUUUGAAAACUACCCGAGUGUUGGUAUCGAGGCUCUCUGCCAGAAUUAUUCCGGAGGUACUCUUGGAUCUUAUAUCUCUCUCAUACGUGCCCUUGUAAUCCCAAGAGAACCAGACCAAACUGUCGAAGAAUACUUAAAUUCCUUCUUGACCUGUAUUAAAAACUUCGGCUCAGUUCCACCAACCAGAGAAAUCCUUAUUGCCAUAAUGGCAGCCGGUGCACGAAGCAAUGCUGUUUUUGAAAAGGCCCAAAAUGUAAUCAAUACACCCUUAUCGGUCUUGAGCCAAGAGCAGAUCAUUAAUGACCUGACCUCCAUUGCCACUGGCUCUGACAAAAUAGCUUCAAAAAUCUCAAACAAACAUACCCUUGAGAUUGAGCCCAUUCUUUGGCGCUCUCAUGCUCAUCGCAGGUCUUAUCAUAAUGAUAUUAUCUACGACCCACCACUCGGGUAUUCCGACAUUCAAAAAUUGAAACACCCAUCCCAAGCUGCUCCCUGGCGGAAAGCCAUGACUCGUACUUUGACCAAACUUCACUCUGCAAAGGCUAUUGAAACCUUGUCGCAGCCACCACUUGACCGUCCUAAUACGGGUGUUGUGCGCUGGAUAUAUGGCAAAUCGCGUUCUACAAAUAGUAGAAAAUUAAUCCCGUCAGCAAAGCUUAUUGUCGAUUCUGACCCUCGAGCCAUCCAAGUCUUCCAUGAACCACCACCUUCAUCUGCCGUUGCAAAAAAAUCCUCAGUCCGUUUAGCUCUUAGACUCUUCCCAUCAAAAUCAUCCUACCGAUACUUUGACCUGUCACAAGAGUUCCAUUCAACCCGUCUCGAAACUCCCCUUAUUGUUCGUCUCCCUGCUGUCGACCCGUUGCCCUCCCAUCGUAGACCCUAUGCUCGUAUUGUCAACUGUAUCCGUGGUGCAGAUCUUACUCCUUGGACUUCAAAGGUUAAAGCCAUUCUGGCAAAGCGUGGGUACAUUCAAACUGACUGGGACCCAGCCGUAUAUGAACUGGACCGUGAUGCACACCCUAAACGUGCAAUGGCCCUGUUACUUGAAGAUCAUCUACUACUGCUUGAUGACAAUUCGGUUCCUCACUGGAAAACAGAUUCGGUCUAUGGGUUCUUUAAGCAUGCAGAGCUCAUUGGUGCUCCCAAUACAAUAUUUGGUGCCAAGCUGGUCUUUAACAAGGAAAACAUUCUUAUUGCACUUUGCGGUUCCGACCUCAUCACUGGUCUUCUCCAUCAAUUCGAUCUCUACAAUCUGCUCAGGACCGCUCAAGAGCCCCGGGUAAUGGAUUGGCGUGACUACGCUAUUAUUAUCCGCAAUCUUCAAUUCAUUGCCAGCUGGAUCCGCCCAGAUAUUUCUGCCAAAGUCUUGCACCUUAACAUUAUCCAGUGCAAAAAUACCGAGCCCAAACAUCUCCCCAUUUGUACCUUGCUCCAUACUCUCCAACGUUCUCAAAACUAUUCAUUGAACUUCCCUGUCUACACUACCCUCAGGGAACUUAAUGCAUCUGUCUACGUUGACUACAAUGAAGUUUCUGGAACCUCCGGCUGGGUCGUAUCUCUCUUCGGAACCCCGAUCCAUUGGGAAACAUACCGUCCUCACCGGUCCCUCAGAACCCACCCAGGACUCCCUUACUGUGAGAUGCUUCGCCGUGCAAAUGCAGCAACAAAUACAAUCCACGCAAUUACCCGUGCUCUCACAUCCUCUAAAACCCUUAAUAUUGAGAAUUUUAACUUCCCUGAAACUGUCCCAGCAACAACCUCGCUUGUGUGGGCCCCGCGUGGUGAAAUCCAAUUCAUUACUGAUGAGCUUCGAAAACUUCCAGUCGCCCGCGCUAUCGUACUCAUGCGUUUCUGGCAAAACUUUACCGCUGACAAUGUCUCCUUCUCGCUCAAGUCCGAGUCUCGUCUGUCCUACAUGGUAACCCACCCGGGCCAUAUUCUCUCGGGCUCCCAUACCGGAGCUCCAGCAAAUAUCAUGGGCACUUUUAUGACCAAUGUAAAUUAA